AUGAUCUGUCGACAGUGCCGCUCGUCUCUCCUCUCCCGCCUCCCAUCCUCCCGACUUUCAUCGUCUUCAUACGCCAACCUCGCAUCGCGGCAGCACCUACUAUCCCAAUCCCGAUUCUACAGCUCCGCACCACCCACCGCAGAAACAAAAGCUACCUCGCCCUCUCCCGCCGGUGCUCCUUCAAAAGCUCGCCCAAAGGUCGUCAGCGCCACCCCUGCCGGCACAAAACUGGAGGGAUUGAACUAUGAGAAGAACAAACAAGACCCGAUUGCGAUGGAAGACCACGAAUAUCCGGAUUGGUUAUGGACUCUAUUAGAUAGUCCUGGUAAAAAGGCAGCGGCUGGAUCAGUUGAUGUUGCAAGUAUGAAUAAGAAAGCACGCAAGAAGCACGAUAAGAAAAUGGCUGCUUUGGCUGCUGGGAAGCCACGCCCGAUUCCAGCACACGAGCAGGCCACUGACAUUACGCCUGCGAGUUAUAAUAUCGACCCUAGCGCUGGCGAAGCGCAAGCUGCUGAUAAUAUCGAAGCCGCUACUUCUGGAUUGGCUGUUAGGGAGGAAAUCACCAAGAGUGCUCGUAAUGCAAGGAAGAAGGCUAUCAAGGAAUCCAACUUCUUGCGCGGAUUGUAA
Messenger RNA from Arthroderma uncinatum, 627 nucleotides. RefSeq lists its product as uncharacterized. NCBI's taxonomy places the organism in Eukaryota, Fungi, Ascomycota, Eurotiomycetes, Onygenales, Arthrodermataceae. The record is from RefSeq and is a predicted model, not a curated record. The coding region runs from base 1 to 627 and encodes 208 amino acids. The transcript has 2 exons. Gene Ontology annotation, molecular function: structural constituent of ribosome. Gene Ontology annotation, cellular component: mitochondrial large ribosomal subunit.